UGCAAGUUUAGAAGGGAAGGAAGUAGCUGGAGGAGCUGGGAGAGUUUGCAGGCAGUUGUACGUCCUUUAUCAUGUAGCUACGUUAAGUACCGAUUUUGUUCACUUGCCGUUUUGUUUACCCUUUUUUAUUUUAUUAUUUUAAUAUAGCGUUUGUCCUUCUGACACUGUAAAUUGUUUAGUUUUUUUGUUGUUGCUUGAGUGUUGUGUUAUUCCUCGAACUCGAUAAUCACUGUCACGGUACUCGCCGUGGUGCGUUGGAUAUGUCGAGAUGGGAGAAACUGUGAUUUCAAGUUUGAAAUAACAACAGUGGCUAACAAGACCGGCCAGUUAGCUGCUGAGGUUCUCUUCGGAAGCAAAGUGUUACUCUGGGCAGAAAUACAGAGGGACGUAUGUAACAAAGGAGGGAAGAUUUCACAACGCUGUGACUAUGGGUUGCAUCAAGAGCAAAGAGGGCAAAGGCCCCGCCAUGAAGUACAGGCCCGAGAACGCCGCGGCAGACUCGGUCAGCGCGCACGUGGGACACUACGGCCCCGACCCCACGCAGCUCAACCAGUCCCCCACGCCCAAGGGCCCGGCCAACAGCUACAACAGCCAUUCCAUCACCCCCUUCGGAGGCUCGUCCAUCAUGACCCCCUUCGGAGGGGCCUCCUCCUCCUUCUCCGCCGCCGUUUCCAGCCCCUUCCCCGGAGGCGUGACGGGUGGGGUUACGUUUUUUGUGGCCUUAUACGACUAUGAAGCCAGAACAUCAGAUGACCUGUCAUUCAAGAAGGGGGAUAGGUUCCAGAUCAUCAACAACACGGAGGGUGACUGGUGGGAAGCCAGGUCCAUUAACACGGGGAAGAAAGGAUACAUUCCAAGUAAUUACGUGGCUCCUGCGGACUCCAUCCAGGCCGAGGAGUGGUACUUUGGCAAAAUGGGACGCAAAGAUGCAGAGCGGCUACUCUUGAACCCAGGAAACCAGCGGGGAACAUUCUUGGUGCGAGAAAGCGAAACUACUAAAGGAGCGUUCUCUCUCUCCAUACGGGACUGGGACGAUGCUAAGGGAGACAAUGUGAAACACUACAAAAUCCGCAAACUUGACAACGGGGGCUACUACAUCACCACCCGGGCGCAGUUCGACACGCUACAGAAGCUGGUGAAACACUACACAGAGCACGCGGACGGCCUGUGCCACCGCCUCACCACGGUGUGCCCCACGGUGAAGCCCCAGACCCAGGGCCUGGCCAAGGACGCCUGGGAGAUCCCCCGCGACUCCCUGAGGCUGGAGGUGAAGCUGGGGCAGGGCUGCUUCGGAGAGGUGUGGAUGGGCACGUGGAACGGGACCACGAAGGUGGCCAUCAAGACGCUGAAGCCCGGAACCAUGUCCCCAGAGGCCUUCCUGCAGGAGGCCCAGAUCAUGAAGAAGCUCCGCCAUGACAAGCUGGUGCCGCUGUACGCUGUGGUGUCCGAGGAGCCCAUCUACAUCGUCACCGAGUACAUGGGCAAAGGAAGUUUAUUGGACUUCCUGAAGGAAGGAGAGGGAAAGUAUCUAAAGCUCCCUCAACUGGUUGACAUGGCUGCCCAGAUCGCUGACGGGAUGGCUUUCAUCGAGAGGAUGAACUACAUCCACAGAGACCUGCGCGCGGCCAACAUUCUCGUAGGGGAGAACCUGGUGUGCAAGAUCGCCGAUUUCGGCCUGGCCCGGCUGAUCGAGGAUAACGAGUACACUGCAAGACAAGGGGCCAAGUUCCCCAUCAAAUGGACGGCCCCCGAGGCCGCGCUGUACGGCCGCUUCACCAUCAAGUCGGACGUCUGGUCCUUCGGCAUCCUGCUGACCGAGCUGGUGACCAAGGGCCGAGUGCCCUAUCCAGGCAUGGUGAACCGGGAGGUCCUGGAGCAGGUGGAGCGGGGGUACCGGAUGCCCUGCCCACAGGGCUGCCCCGAAUCCCUGCACGAGAUGAUGAAGGUCUGCUGGAAAAAAGACCCGGACGAGAGGCCCACCUUCGAGUACAUCCAGUCCUUCCUGGAGGACUACUUCACCGCCACAGAGCCGCAGUACCAGCCGGGAGACAACCUAUAGAGCUCCAACAUGCUACGCUACGCUACGACCGCAACUCUGCUCUGCGCUACCUAUUUCAUCCACCAGAGGCGCUCUCACUCUGGGAGGAAACCAGUACAGGAGACGGUUUCAGGACUGAAAAUGAAUUUGGAGGGGAAAAAAAGAAGAAGCAAAGAGUAGCGUGCUGUUAGAAAAAGAAAAAAGCAAACUGGAAGAACGGUUCAGUUGCACAAACCACUGCUUUUUUCCUUCAUUUUUUAAAAAUCGUUUUUUGUUUUUUUCGUAAUUUUGUCCAUUUCAAACACUAAUCCUCAACAUGCCACAAAUGUUUAUUGCAGGUACUGAAGGUCUUUGUUGUAUAGACAUUUUCUUCAUUUCUUUUUCUCCUUAUGUGUAUCUGAUUCAAAUGUAAAUUUCAAGUGACCAAUUAUUCAGUGUAACCUUUCAGUCCUGUAGAAUCAUAAAAGCAUUGCAUUGUGCUGUAAACUUACCGGGCGAGGAGCCUGAAAAGAGAGCGUGGGCUUUCAAAUCAAGAGGGCACGGGAGUGGAACGCAGUGCUUGAUGAAAUCUGAGCUGAGAAUAUAUUUAGAGAAAUCAUGGAAAAUAAAAGAGUGAAUGCACUGCUUUCAGCACAUUUCAUCAGGGUUGCUGAAGGAGAAAUUUGUGUAUCGUUUUUCUACAUAGGUGAUUUGGAUAGUGAAGAUCUGUAGGUUUACUAAUUCCUUAUUUGUUGAUUUCUUUGUGUGAUUGUAAGAACUUGAAACAUUGUUGUGUUAGAAGAUCUUAAAAGAACAUGUUUAUCAUGAUGCUCCCCUGUCCUUAAAUAACUCAACAUUUCCGUAACAGUAUGAAAAUAUCAAUUUCAGGGCAAGUGCCAUAAAACUAGACAGCUGCUGAUUUAAAGUAACGGAAUAAUUCCUCUCAGAAUGUGUUAAAUCACAGAAGCCAGACUGAAAAAGUGCACGUGUCACCGUGACACCUGAAAAACGCCAUGCGGGGCCAACAAUGGCCAAACAGAAAAUGAGUAUUCAUUCAGUGUUGACAUGCUGGGACUAUACUUCAAAGAAAGUGCAUUGUUCUGGGACGUAUCAUAGCACUACAAAAGAACUGUGGACCAGGAUGCACAAGUUCCAAGUAUUUCAUUGUAAGCAUUAGAGCGGAGCCCACUGUGAACAUGCCCUUUUAGGCGCCACACUACGAGUAUGAGUAAAAAUAUCAGUGUAUUGUGAUUGAUCUUCCACCCAGUGAAAAAUGCCACUUUAUCUUAGUCUGGAAUUGCUGCCAAAGUACUACAUUUCAAGAUUGUUCACUGUGUUAAUCUUUUUUAAUGUUUUUAUUAUUAUUACCUUAUUUGGAAGUGGCGUCCCGGAUUUCAAGCAGUUUGUCUUCAGUCGUAGAUGUAACGCCGUUAUGCUCUGUACCAGUUUUUUUUUUUUUUUUUUUUUUUUUGUAAGUUGAUGAAAUACGUGUAUUUGAACCAGCCAGAUACAAGUGGUGAAUACAUUUUACUUAAGAUAAUUUUUCCUCUUUUUUAUUUUAAGGGUUGGUUACCUCUACAUCAAAGAUUGGAAUAAAGCAAUAUCAUUAUGCACAUGGUAGGCCUACACGUUUGUGUUCUGCUGGUUUCAUCCAAGACCUGUUCGGUUUCGUUUUUAUUUCGUUUCUUCGAUUUUAUUUGAAUGUAGAAGUAUUUGUAGUUCUGCUCUGUGGGACCCAUCCGUGAUCGUGUUUGAAACUGUGACAGUAACAGGACUCAUACCAAGUGUAGUAAAUAAUGCAGUAUGUAUGUACAACGAAACGGUCUCCUGGGCGCACCAGAUCGUUGUUCUCUGACCUCUUACCUACCACAGUUUUGAUGCUCAGUCCCGAACAAAACAAAACUGACCCUCGCAGUGCCAUCCUUUUUACAUCCUCCAUGCUCCUCUUUAUUUCGGUUGUGACAGAGGAUUUGAUAAAGGGCUUGUACAAAGUUUUGAAAACCUCUAAUUUUAUACAGAAAAGUUUAAAACGACGGCAUGAAAACACUGUUUUUUUCAAGGUUUAAAAACUGGAAAAGGAAGCUAAACGCGAAAGAAGGUUCUGGUACAAAAUGGGUUAGUUAUUUGAAUUUGUACAGAGUAAAAAUAAUAAAACAUUUCCCGCUUUUA
Conger conger (European conger) is the source of this 4186-nucleotide messenger RNA. RefSeq names its product tyrosine-protein kinase yes. The transcript is spliced from 12 exons. The record is from RefSeq and is a predicted model, not a curated record. Lineage: Eukaryota; Metazoa; Chordata; Actinopteri; Anguilliformes; Congridae. The coding region runs from base 428 to 2059 and encodes 543 amino acids. Gene Ontology annotation, cellular component: extrinsic component of cytoplasmic side of plasma membrane. Gene Ontology annotation, biological process: innate immune response; protein phosphorylation; cell surface receptor protein tyrosine kinase signaling pathway. Gene Ontology annotation, molecular function: signaling receptor binding; ATP binding; non-membrane spanning protein tyrosine kinase activity.